Messenger RNA from Nematocida ausubeli, 483 nucleotides. RefSeq lists its product as uncharacterized. The coding region runs from base 1 to 483 and encodes 160 amino acids. Lineage: Eukaryota; Fungi; Microsporidia. Gene Ontology annotation, biological process: positive regulation of translational elongation; positive regulation of translational termination. The record is from RefSeq and is a predicted model, not a curated record. Gene Ontology annotation, molecular function: ribosome binding; translation elongation factor activity; RNA binding. The transcript has a single exon.
AUGGCAUUCGAUGAAACUGAGGCAAGUGGAAUGGUAACUGAUAUGAUUCAGACCCAAGAAAUAAGAGUUAAGCAUAUUAUAUUCCUAACAGACGGAGAUAAGAAGCUUGUCGAAAUAACUAGCAUUGCAAAGUCAAAGCCAGGGAAGCACGGAGCAGCCAAGUUCUGCUUCCAGGGAGUCAAUCUCAUCACAGGAAAGUUCUACCAAUUCACAGAAGGAUCCAAGACCAACCUUACAGUGUGCACUCUUGUAAAGGUUCCAUGUGAGUUUAUGGAGAUAAACGAGAACGACAACUCUCUUGUGGUUCUUAACGAAGAGACAGCAGAGGUUAUCACUGUUGCACUCGACAGAAUAUCACCAGAAACCAUUGAGGAGAUAAAGAAGCACUCCCUAUUAGUGGGAUCCAGUGGAAGUGUUAGAUUCAAGCUUGUAGACACUCCAUACUUGGUGGUUGUAACUGAUAUAACCUCAAAGGCAGACUAA